This is a messenger RNA of Lates calcarifer (barramundi perch), 4736 nucleotides long. Its product is annotated as NACHT, LRR and PYD domains-containing protein 12. Gene Ontology annotation, molecular function: protein binding. The coding region runs from base 89 to 3094 and encodes 1001 amino acids. The transcript has 10 exons. The record is from RefSeq and is a predicted model, not a curated record. Lineage: Eukaryota; Metazoa; Chordata; Actinopteri; Centropomidae.
GUAGAGGGGGAGGAGCAACUCCAUUUAGUGUGCACAGAGCAGAAGGAGGAAAGUGAAGGCUGAGGCACGACUGGCUGAAGUCCAGAAGAUGAGUGUUUGUGUGGAGGAAGAGGAGGACAGAGCAGAGUCUCCAGGAUCCAGCUGUCUGUCUAUGAAGAGUGACUGCUCCAAAGACAAACCUCCAGACUUCAGUAAUGAACCUGGACCCUCAGACACAAAAGGUCAGAGACUCAGACUGAGAGCAGAGUUUCCAGGAUCCAGCAGUCUGUCUAUGAAGAGUGACCGGUCCAUGGGAUCCAGACCAGGACCUGGACUGCAGACAGCCAGUCAGACCAGCACUGUACAAACAGAUAGUGGUCUGCAGGAGGUUUUAGAUGAACAUCAGAUCAGCCUGAGGAGGAGAUGUGAACGUGUGACUGAAGGAACUGAUGGAACAGAAAGUAGAACCCUCCUCAACAGGAUCUACACUGAGCUCUACAUCACAGAGGGACAGAGUGAAGAGGUUAAUACCCAACAUGAGGUGAUGCAGCUGGAGACAGCUUCCAAGAAGAAGACCCUCCAUGACACUCCAAUCAGGUGCCAGGACAUCUUUAAAGCCUUACCUGACCAACAGAGACACAUCAGAGUGGUUCUGACCAACGGCGUCGCUGGUGUUGGAAAAACCUUCUCAGUGCAGAAGUUCACUCUGGACUGGGCAGAGGGCUUGGAAAACCAAGAUGUCAGUCUGCUGGUUCUGCUUUCGUUCAGGGAGCUGAACCUGAUCAGAGAUGAGCAGUACAGUCUUCUCACGCUGCUCCAUGUUUUCCAUCCAACAUUACAGAAGGUCACAGCAGAGAAGCUGGCUGUCUGUAAAGUUCUGUUCAUCUUUGACGGCCUGGAUGAAAGCAGACUUUCACUGGAUUUCAACAACAGGAAGGUUGUGUCUGACGUCACACAGAAGUCAUCAGUCAACGAGCUGCUGACAAACCUCAUCCAGGGGAAUCUGCUUCCCUCGGCUCUGGUCUGGAUAACUUCCAGACCUGCAGCGGCCAAUCAGAUCCCUCCUUCAUGUGUUGACAGGGUAACAGAAGUACGAGGCUUCACUGACCCACAGAAGGAGGAGUACUUCAGGAGGAGAUCCAGUGAUGAAGAGCUGUCCAACAGAACCCUCUCACACAUCAAGACCUCCAGGAGCCUCCACAUCAUGUGUGGAGUCCCAGUCUUCUGCUGGAUCACUGCUACAGUUCUGGAGCACAUGUUGACUACAGAGCAGAGAGGAGAGCUGCCCAAGACCCUGACUGACCUGUACUCACACUUCCUGCUGGUUCAGACAAAGAGGAAGAAGAACAAGUACCAUGAGGGACAUGAGACGAGUCCACAGGAGCUGACGGAGGCUGACAGGGAAGUUCUUCUGAAGCUGGGGAGGCUGGCGUUUGAACAUCUGGAGAAAGGAAACAUCAUGUUCUACCAAGAAGACCUGGAGCAGUGUGGUCUUGAUGUGACAGAGGCCUUGGUGUACUCAGGAGUUUGUACAGAGAUCUUCAAAAGAGAGAGUGUGAUCUUCCAGAAAACAGUCUACUGCUUUGUUCAUCUGAGCGUUCAGGAGUUUCUGGCUGCAGUCUACAUCUUCCACUGUUUCACCAACAGGAACACACAGGUACUGGAGAGGUUCCUGGGAGAAGACUGGAACAACAGGGACUCAAAGCCAGAGUCUUUUAUCGAGAAGAUUUCUAAGUCUUUUGGGAAAGACAGCAGCAGUGACUCAUCACUCAAUGUCUUCCUGAGGAGAGUCAUGGAGAAAUCCCUUCAAAGUAAAAAUGGUCACCUGGACCUGUUUGUUCGCUUCCUUCAUGGCCUCUCUCUGGAGUCCAACCAGAGACUCUUAGGAGGUCUGCUGGGUCAGACAGAGAACAGUCCAGAAAUCAUCCAGAGAGUCAUCAACAACCUGAAGGGGAUGAACAGUGAUAAAAUCUCUCCUGACAGAAGCAUCAACAUCUUCCACUGUCUGAUGGAGAUGAACGACCACUCAGUUCAUCAGGAGAUCCAAGAGUUCCUGAAGUCAGAGAACAGAUCAGAGAAGGAACUCUCUGAGAUCCAGUGCUCAGCUCUGGCCUACAUGCUGCAGAUGUCAGAGGAGGUUCUGGAUGAGUUGGACCUGAGGAAGUACAACACAUCAGAGGAGGGACGAUGGAGACUGAUCCCAGCUGUGAGGAACUGCAGGAAGGCUCAACUUUAUGACUGUGGACUCUCAGAGACUCACUGGGAAGUUGUGGCCUCAGCUCUGAAGUCCAACCCCUCCCAUCUGAGAGAACUGGACCUGAGUGGAAACAAGCUGCAGGAUUUAGGAGUGAAGCUGCUGUCUGCUGGACUGGAGAGUCCAAACUGUAAACUGGAGACUCUGAGGUUGUAUGACUGCAGUUUGUCAGAGAUCAGCUGUUCUUCUCUGGUCUCAGCUCUGAAGUCCAACCCCUCCCAUCUGAGAGAUCUGGACCUGAGAGGAAACAACCUGCAGGAUUCAGGAGUGAAGGAUCUGUGUGGUUUUCUGCAGAGUCCAGACUGUAGACUGGAGACUCUGAGGUUGUGGAACUGCAGUUUGUCAGAGAUCAGCUGUUCUUCUCUGGUCUCAGCUCUGAAGUCCAACCCCUCCCAUCUGAGAGAACUGGACCUGGGUAACAACAACCUGCAGGAUUCAGGAGUGAAGGAGCUGUGUGGUUUUCUGCAGAGUCCAGACUGUAGACUGGAGACUCUGAGGUUGUGGAACUGCAGUUUGUCAGAGAUCAGCUGUUCUUCUCUGGUCUCAGCUCUGAAGUCCAACCCCUCCCAUCUGAGAGACCUGGACCUGAGUAACAACAACCUGCAGGAUUCAGGAGUGAAGGAGCUGUGUGGUUUUCUGCAGAGUCCAGACUGUGGACUGGAGACUCUGAGGUUGUGGUCCUGCAGGUUGUCAGAGAUCAGCUGUUCUUCUCUGGUCUCAGCUCUGAAGUCCAACCCUUCCCAUCUGAGACAUCUGGACCUGGGUAACAACAACCUGCAGGAUUCAGACCUGAAGCCUCUCCAUGAUCUUGUGAAGGACCCAGACUGUAGACUGGAGACUCUGAGGUGGAGGUUGUGGUGAGGAUGAGCUGUGUCCUGAUGAUCCAGAUGUUGAAGCAGCAGCAGCAGCAGCAGCUUGUGUGUAGAGAGGCUCUGACUGGACCAUGUUACUGGGAGGUAGAGUGGAGAGGAGAGCUUCAUCCAGCAGUGACUGACAGAGGAAUCAGAAGAAGCAGUCUGAACUGAUCUGAGAACAGCUCCACUGUCAGACACAGAGUCCAGUCCACCAUCAUCCCUGUGUGUUCCUCUGGAUCUGACAGAGGAUCAUCAGUGGAUCUGGACUUAAAGUUCAGAACGUUGCUCUCAACAGUUUCCAGGCUGAGCUUCACACUGGAACUCUGGAGGACGUUCAUCUCUCCAGCAGAGCUCAGAGACUUGGAGAAUCAAUGUGACAGAGCAGUGAAGAUGUUCUGGAGGUUUGUGGUGGAACAACAUCUCACUAAGACUCUUCAUGUUGUUAUUGUUGUCUGUACAUUUCUGGUGUUUUGGACUGAAGCACAGCUGUAGUCACCACUGAGGUCUCGAGGUGUUGGAAAAAACAUUUAUAAGAUGACGGAUGAUCUCAGUUACACCUGAGGUAACUAAUCUGUUUACAUUAGUCCACUAUGGUUUUCAAUUAGAAGAAUACAGACAGAUGUUAACUAUAUUCCUUUAACUUAAACCUCUGGCAACUUAAACAUAAAAUAUUCAUUUGCUUUUGGUUUAAGAAAUUAGCAGCGUGCAAAAGUUCAACAAUAAACUACGACAACGCUUUUGCCGUUGAUAUAUUUGAAAUGCUCUUGGGGGCCCUCUGGUGGUCACUAUGGCCCUAAGCAGGCACAAGGUUCAACCCUAGUUUGGGGUUCAACGUCAAAUGUUUAACUUCACCCACUAACCCAAACAAGUCAAUCAAUCAGAACACUGUUUAACCCCAAUUCAACAGUUAAACCAAUUACAGUUCAUCCUCAGGGGAAUGUGAAUGUGUGAACCAGAAUUCAUCACAGUCCAUCCAACAGUUGUUGGGACAUUUCAGUCAAAACAGAAAUUGAAAAAGUCAGAGGAUCAGAAAGAGAAAAGUCGUCAGGACUCGUGAUUGCUGACAGCUUGUGGCAGAUGAAAUAAUAACCUCUCACCUCUGUUCAUGUGGCUGCAGUGAGUUGAUUCCCUCAGUGUCUGAGUUCAGACUGGUUCACAGACAGUGGGAGACAAUGUGUUUUACACAGAACAAGAUGUAGUUGGUGUUGUUUGUGUCAGAACAGAAAUCAGGAACAUAACAAGAACUUCUGUUUCCUCCUCAGACCUGCAGGGUGUGAGGUUUGGAUCCACCAGCAGGGGGCAGCAACCUGUCCAACAUCCACACACUGUAAAUGUGUGAAGUGGCUGCAGUGUGUGAGCGACUUUAACACAACCAAAGCAGCAUUAAAGGAUCAGUGUUGAGUGAGUUUGCAGCUGUUCAGUCCUCCAUGAUGUGAUGACAGAGCCUGUUGAUUUCACUCUGAGCUGAAACCACAAUCAGACUUUCUACAAAGUUGAGUUGAUUUUUUUUGCUGAGUCAGAACUGCAGGUUUAGAAAUGAGGUUAUGCAACAGUCUGGAGUUAUAUAACAAACAGAGUCAGACUGCAGAGAGGGCUAAACACUUAUUAAAGGCUGAAUACCAAUAAAUAUUGAUCUUCUUUAGACGUCA